UUGCGUGCCUCGAGAGUCCUCGUUACAACAUGUUUUACUACAUAGCUAUUGGAGUUCUCAUUGUAAUAAGUCAAGCGAGACCGGCCAGAAAACGACAAUUAGGGAAAGACUGUUCAAAAACAGAAUACGGAUGCUGUCCAGAUUCCACUACACCCAAAAUUGGACCAAAUUUAGAUGGGUGCCCUCAACAGAUUUUCGAUAUGGAAUGUUCUGAAACAGAGUUUGGAUGUUGCCCAGAUAAUACAACUGUUGCUGAAAGUUCCGACAAAAGUAAUUGUCCUCCUCCUUUAUCCAGUGGAUGUUCUGAAACAGAGUUUGGAUGUUGCCCAGAUAAUACAACUGUUGCUGAAAGUUCAGACAAAAGUGAAUGUCCUCCUCCUUUAGCCAGUGGAUGUUCUGAAACAGAGUUUGGAUGUUGCCCAGAUAAUACAACUGUUGCUGAAAGUUCCGACAAAAGUAAUUGUCCUCCUCCGGCAGCCAGUGGAUGUUCUGAAACAGAGUUUGGAUGUUGCCCAGAUAAUACAACUGUUGCUGAAAGUUCAGACAAAAGUGAUUGUCCUCCUCCUUUAGCCAGUGGAUGUUCUGAAACAGAGUUUGGAUGUUGCCCAGAUAAUACAACUGUUGCUGAAAGUUCAGACAAAAGUGAUUGUCCUCCUCCUUUAGUCAGCGAAUGUUCUGAAACAGAGUUUGGAUGUUGCCCAGAUAAUACAACUGUUGCUGAAAGUUCCGACAAAAGUAAUUGUCCUCCUCCUUUAGCCAGUGGAUGUUCUGAAACAGAGUUUGGAUGUUGCCCAGAUAAUACAACUGUUGCUGAAAGUUCCGACAAAAGUAAUUGUCCUCCUUAUUUAGCCAGUGAAUGUUCUGAAACAGAGUUUGGAUGUUGCCCAGAUAAUACAACUGUUGCUGAAAGUUCCGACAAAAGUAAUUGUUCUCCUCCUUUAUCCAGUGGAUGUUCUGAAACAGAGUUUGGAUGUUGCCCAGAUAAUACAACUGUUGCUGAAAGUUCCGACAAAAGUAAUUGUCCUCCUCCUUUAUCCAGUGGAUGUUCUGAAACAGAGUUUGGAUGUUGCCCAGAUAAUACAACUGUUGCUGAAAGUUCCGACAAAAGUAAUUGUCCUCCUCCUUUAUCCAGUGGAUGUUCUGAAACAGAGUUUGGAUGUUGCCCAGAUAAUACGACGAAUGCAAAUGGACCAGAUCAUCAAGGUUGUCCUACCGAGGCAGUGGAUGAUUGCAAGUCUUCUAAAUGGGGUUGUUGUCCAGAUGGAAAAACAGCUGCUAAGGGCCGAAAUAAUAAAGGAUGCUCUAAGAGAAAAUCACAAUUAGGGAAAGACUGUUCAGAAACAAAAUACGGAUGCUGUCCAGAUUCCAUUACACCCAAAAUUGGACCAAAUUUAGAUGGGUGCCCUCAACAGAUUUUCGAAAUGGAAUGUUCUGUAACAGAGUUUGGAUGUUGCCCAGAUAAUACGACGAGUGCAAAUGGACCAGAUCAUCAAAGUUGUCCUACCGAGGCAGUGGAUGAUUGCAAGUCUUCCACAUACGGUUGUUGUCCAGAUGGAAAAACAGCCGCCAAGGGCUCGAAUAAUAAAGGAUGCUCCAAGAGAAAAUCACGUAAGUUCUUCUAA
Molecule: messenger RNA, 1622 nt
Organism: Physella acuta
Lineage: Eukaryota; Metazoa; Mollusca; Gastropoda; Physidae
Product: papilin
Source: RefSeq, a predicted model, not a curated record